AUGGCACCUGCCAUGGCAAUUUCGACUUACACGACCAGCUCUAGGCCCCCUUUUCCUCUGCAGCUCUCUCCGAGGGCUCUGAGGUCGCCCAUGGCCUUUGGACAGUCCGAAAUCCUGUCCCCACGGGCCAUGGCCAAGCAGGAGAAGGACCUCUGUCUCCCGGCACAAGAGUCGAUAUACACUCACAAGUCCGACCAAGACUUUUGGAACUCCCGUUGCGCCGAGACCCUCGACGGUCUGAUGCGGGCCGCCGGCUCCUACACACCGGCCCAACGGGCCGCACACCUCCAGCUUCUCUCCGAGAUCAUUGUCCCCGCCAUGGGCCCCCAUCCGUCCACUGCCCCCACAAAACCCUUGCUGACCGCCGACGGCUCGCCCUUUGAGCCCUCCUGGAACAUCACCGACUCGGGCUCUUCGUCCAUCCGCUUCUCCUUUGAGCCCAUGGGCCGCCAUGGCGGCUCGGCAUCGGACCCCUUUGCGCAAAGGAUCAUUCCUGCCAUUCUCCCUGCUCUGCGUAUGGUCUCGUACAGGGCCGAUACCCGGUGGUUCGAGCAGUUCAUGUCCGCCCUGUUCCUGACGGAAUCGGAGACAAGGGUCGCGCUCGCCAAGCUUCCCAAGAACACCCGCGCACCGACUUCGUUCCUGGCGUUCGACCUCGACGGGGCCAAGGUCGUCUUCAAGGCAUACUUCUUCCCCAUCCUCAAGCACAUCGCCACGGGCGAGUCGGCAGAAAGCAUCACAUUCAACGCCAUCCGCUCCCUGUCCCCGGGCGGCGCCGACCUCACCCCGUCCGCCAACGCCACCGAGGAGUACUUCAAGAACGCACCCUUCACCAUUCCCGUCGAGAUGAUUGCCUUGGACUGCAUAGACCCGGCCGCGGGCGCCCGCGCCAAGCUCUACGCCCGCACGCGGUCCAACGCCUUCAACGUCGUGCGCGACGUCAUGACGCUCGGCGGCCAGAUCAACGACCGGACAACGCUCGAGGGCCUGGAGGUCCUCCGCAGCAUCUGGCACCUGCUGCACAACGAGGCGGAGCCCUACGGCGACGAAUUUGACAAGCAGCCCAAGCUGGUGAGCACGCUCCACAAGGGCAUCUGCUACGGCUUCGAGCUCAAGCCCGGUGCUCAGUGGCCCGAGGUCAAGGCCUACGUGCCGCUGUGGCAAUACGCCAACAACGACGCCACCAUCUCGUCGAACCUGGCCAAGGCCUUCCGCUCGAGGGGCUGGCCUGUUGCCGAGAAGUAUGAGGACGCGAUGCACCGUAGUUUCCCCCGUUCUGACCUGACAAAGACCGCGGGGACGCACUCGUACGUCUCCUUCGCCUUCAGCAAGGACAAGGGCGCCUACUUGACAAUCUACUACUCCCUCCGGCCCCAGGACUCGCUGAUGGCCUUCUGA
This is a messenger RNA of Colletotrichum spaethianum, 1398 nucleotides long. Its product is annotated as indole prenyltransferase tdiB. The record is from RefSeq and is a predicted model, not a curated record. NCBI's taxonomy places the organism in Eukaryota, Fungi, Ascomycota, Sordariomycetes, Glomerellales, Glomerellaceae. The coding region runs from base 1 to 1398 and encodes 465 amino acids. Gene Ontology annotation, molecular function: transferase activity, transferring alkyl or aryl (other than methyl) groups. Gene Ontology annotation, biological process: alkaloid metabolic process. The transcript is spliced from 2 exons.